AUGGCUGCUUCGUCAAUAAUUCCCAUCACUAAGGUUGUUCUUAUUCUUUUAUCAUGUUUCAUCUCUACUACAUGCUCAUUCAGGGUUAUCUCUGAUCAUAAACCUCAUACGAAGCCUCUUGGUUUUACAACGCGACUAAUUCAUCGCGAUUCACCGGAAUCGCCAUUUUAUGACCCUAAGCUUACACGCACCGACAGGAUGAGAAACGCAAUACAGCGAUCUUUGGACCGGUAUAACCACUACACAAGCAACAUCGUGGUACCUAAUAAUGUGCGAGCUCCUAUUAGUUACCGCACCUCCGAGUAUGUCAUAAGUUUUCGCGUAGGUACACCUGCAGUAGACACAUAUGCCGUCAUAGACACGGGUAGUGAUUUAACGUGGCUCCAGUGCAAACCUUGCCACAAUUGCUACGACCAAGAAAUACCCAUGUUCGAUCCACGCAAAUCUACAAGUUACGCUAAAGUUGGAUGUGAAGACGUUAGAUGCAAGGCAGAAAGAGGCAGCACGUGCGAUAAAGACGGUAGUUCUUGCCGCUACAAUCUGCAUUAUGAUGACUCUGGGCAUUCACAAGGAAUUCUAUCAACGGAAACUUUCGUCUUUCAAUACGAUACCUGGUCUGGAAAUAUUUCUAUACUAGAAUUAGCAUUUGGUUGUGGAUACGAUAACGGUUUCCCAUACAUAACUAGUCAACGUGACGGAGCACCAGGAUUGAUCGGCUUAAGUAGGGAUCCUUUGUCUUUGAUUUCACUACUAGCUUUCGAUCACUUUUCCCAUUGCUUAGUACCAAUGACGUGGAACAAAACAAGUCUAUUACGCUUCGGAUUAGAUGCAAUUAUGACCAAGGAUACCACUCCGAUGAUGGAUUAUGGUAAUUUAACCACUGGAGCUUAUUAUGUGAUGUUGGAAGGAAUCAGUGUUUCCGAGAGAGGGUUGCAUAUCCCAGACGGAACCUUCGAUAUUACAGAAGACGGGGUAGGAGGAGUGAUUAUUGAUACUGGUACGGAGUACACGUAUCUUCAUCUAGUGGCUCAUGUUUUUUUGAUUGCAGAACUGGAGGCACAAAUUAAACUGGAUUAUGUCCAUCCAAGUCCAGAGGAUGAAUUUCCCUUGUGUUACAAAAAAAAUAUGACUGCGGGCAUAUCAAGUAUGCCGGAUAUAACUUUCCAUUUUAGUGGUACGAAUUUUGAUUUAAAUAAAUGGAAUGUUUGGGAAGAAGUUGGUGACAGCAAAAUAUGCCUAACUUUGCUUCAAGCAGAUGAUGGUCUGACAGUUAUAGGGGCUCACCAUCUACAAAAUGUUAAUGUCGGGUAUGAUUUGCGAAACAAAGUAAUUUCUCUAGAAAAUAGGGAUUGCACCCAAACUUGA
This is a messenger RNA of Papaver somniferum (opium poppy), 1365 nucleotides long. Its product is annotated as aspartic proteinase CDR1-like. Gene Ontology annotation, cellular component: extracellular region. Lineage: Eukaryota; Viridiplantae; Streptophyta; Magnoliopsida; Ranunculales; Papaveraceae. The coding region runs from base 1 to 1365 and encodes 454 amino acids. The record is from RefSeq and is a predicted model, not a curated record. The transcript has a single exon.